This is a messenger RNA of Bursaphelenchus xylophilus (pine wood nematode), 1251 nucleotides long. NCBI's taxonomy places the organism in Eukaryota, Metazoa, Nematoda, Chromadorea, Rhabditida, Aphelenchoididae. The record is from the annotation of a GenBank genome assembly.
AUGGCCCAAUUGGUCUGUCCAAAUCACCCAAACGCCCAUCUGGUGGAAGACCAUCGAGCUGGAGAUGUGAUUUGCCCAGAAUGCGGCCUUGUGGUGGGAGAUCGACUGGUCGAUGUGGGCACAGAAUGGAGAUCGUUCAGUAAUGAGCGGAGUGGAAAUGAUCCCAGCCGUGUUGGAGCCCCCGAAAAUCCAUUGUUGGGUGGAUCUGAUCUCUCUACAACAAUUGCCGUUGGUUUUGGUGGAUCGGAAUCGGAUCAGAGGUAAGCAUUCCAAUUUUUUUAUUGAUUUUUUGAUAAUUGUGGUUUGGACAUGGUUUGAUAUCUAAAAUAAUGUCAAAAGCAAUGUUCAAUUCCGUCUUACAUCCUUCCUUUUUUGCAAAUUUGAUAUCUAAUACGAGUUUUUUAGUUUGGCCAAUGCGCAAAGGAAGAAUAUGAACAACACAGAUCGUCAAAUGACUCAGGCCAUAAGUGUGAUCCGAGAAAUGUCCGAAAGAAUCCAUUUGACCAGAGGAAUCCAAGAUCAAGCUGCAGAAAUUUUCAAAAAUGUCCUAGAUUCCCGAGCUCUCCGAGGUAGAAACAAUGAAGCCCAAGCUGCCGCAUGUUUGUAUAUCGCUUGUCGUAAGGAAGGAGUCCCUCGUACGUUCAAGGGUAAGAACUUAUUUCUCUUUUUUUAUGCUUUUAGAUUAUUCUUCCUACUUAAUUCGCAAGAUGUCCUGUGAUCUCACUUUGAUGUCUAAAAUAAUUUUUGUUUCUUUUCAGAGAUCUGUGCCGUUUCCCGUGUAUCCAAGAAAGAGAUUGGCAGGUGUUUUAAACUGAUUAUCAGGUCGUUGGAGACCAAUCUGGAACAGAUCACUUCGGCGGACUUUAUGGUAAGCUGUUGUCCCUACCACCAUAUUCCCCUUGCAGAGUCGGUUCUGUGGAAAUCUGGGGUUGCCCAUUCAGAUCCAAGCGGCGGCCACGAGGAUUGCCAAGAAGGCGGUGGACCUGGACUUGGUGGCCGGGUAAGCAGCAAUGCUGAUAUUGAAGUUAAUCUUCCUUUAGUCGAAGUCCCAUCUCAAUUGCUGCAGCUGCCAUCUACAUGGCCAGUCAAGCCUCAGCAGACAAACGAUCGGCCAGAGAGAUUGGAGAGAUCGCCGGAGCGGCAGAAGUUACAGUCCGACAGACCUAUCGGUUACUGUAUCCGAAGGCCAAAGAAUUAUUCCCGGAGGACUUCCGCUUCGACACCCCGGUCGAACAAUUACCCCCAUCGUAG